CGUGAAGGGUUGUUUUUCUACUACGCAGCUGUUGCUCAACAAUAAUGGACAUCAUUUUGUGGAAUUCGUAAGGAUAUGAAGAUUAAAAUGCACGUUAUAUCUCUCAUUAUUCUUCUCUCACGUUAAGGAGGGUCAGACUGGGUGAGCUUAAAGCGCUUAUAUUGAUCCGAGUCAAUAUUUACCUACAGACUAAAGGCAGGUGAAGAGAGAAGUGUAAACAUACUGCGCCCACACUGUAACCAGCAGGACCAAAUGUCAAACAAUAACAACACGAUGUCCAAGAAGAUCCGGACGGAAUACAUGAAGAAGUUCCAGGAUCCAAAGUGGGAGACAUUCUCGAAAUGUUAUGAGGACUCUGUGAAAUACAGACUGACCCGGAGGGUGAUGGAGCAGACUCAUAGACCGUUAUUUGGGAACAGAUGGGACAGUGGGUCCGACUCGAGUGGAAUGUCUAGUCCGAAGAUGCAGGAGGUAAACAACUCAAAUGCCAAACACUAUAAGUCUUCCUCAGAGUCCAAGAACGAGACCGCAGAGGUUCGGAAAUCCUGGAAGCCACAGGUGAAUGGGGAAUUUCACACGGAUACUAGUGCAUCCUUGGAAAGCUCAGCACCGAUAGAAAAUGGCUACAAAGGUGCAAAAACUACUAACGGUCCAUCGGAAUCUGUUCCUAGACACCGUCAAAGACAUCGGGCUCCCCGUUCACAACUGCACUACCCCAAUAGGGACCUGGACAGUGACGAAUCACAUCUACCUGUGUUAAGAAAACCAUCCAGGGCCAACAGCCAACCACCAGGCAACACCAAAGUUCGGACACCCAACCGUGACAACAGACGGUCUUUUACCCGUUAUGAUCUGGCAGAAAGGCAUAUUGAGACCAGGGACAGAAGGACACCAAACAUGAGAGCAUCCAUGUCCGCUGGAGAGAUGCAUCGGGCCGACGUGGGCGUCCAGACUGGAAGAGAGUCCGAGAAACGUGGCAGAGGAUCAGAUCACCGGAGGUCGAGGUCAGCUGACAUUGAGAAGUGCCGUCGAUCAGAACUGAGUGUUGUGGAUGAGCGCUGGACGACCGAGUACAUGCGCUGCUUCUCUGCUCGGCUGAGAUAGACGGCUGAUGUGGGAUCAGUCCAUGUCUUGGUACCUGCGACAGGUAACCGAUCCCAAACCAGCACUGCAGGACGAUUUGUUAAAGUUUGAAGUUGUUCAUAUACAGGGUAAUUCUGUACUUUUUGAGGCUACAGUCACUUUCUCAUGAAUGCAUAGGACCAAACGUUUAUUUACACAUGGGGGUUGUUUUCAAUAUCUUUUCAAGGUCAUUUGACGGCUUAACUUGAUUGGACCAAACUAUUUAUAGAGAGGCGGGUGAUCAGAAUUGUUCUAGAUGUUCCAGCCCGGCUGUGUUUUAUGUGAAGUUGUUUCAUAUGUAAGCUGUACACGUUCUUGCUCUUUUAAUAAUCGUUUUAAAUCACUUAUUCCACUUUUUGCACAAUUUAAAGAUGUUAUCAAUAUUUUAAAGAGUAAGGAGUGCUUUUUCAAAAUACUAAUUCACGGGGUGUCUUUCCCAUGUAUAUAUAGAUAUAUAUAUUAUGUCUGAUCUGCACUUGACACGUGAUAGACACUUUGAAUGAAAUUUUACUCUGCUCAUUAAAGCCCAGGUAUACUUCGUUUUCUGCGUUCCGGAUCAGAUCGCGCCCGGUCGACCGUGUUGACUUUCAGAGUAUCCUGGUAAUCAGAAGGUUGCUGGUUUGAUCCCCACAGCCACCACCAUUGUGUCCUUGAGCAAGGCACUUAACUCCAGGUUGCUCCGCGGGGAUUGUCCCUGUAAUAAGUGCUCUGUAAGUCGCUUUGGAUAAAAGCGUCUGCCAAAUGCAUUAAUGUAAAUGUAAGCAUCCUCUUUGGGCCGUAAGCGAAUACGGCGAUGACCGUGCAUGUGUACGGACGGUGCCGUGCGUGGAGCGAUCAGAAACAUGGACAAACGAAGUAUGCUUUGGCCUUUAGUCUUGAUCUCACUUGGUUUGUACUCUGGACUUUCUUGAAUGAUGUACUCGAAUAUAAUAAUUAUUUUUCAGCACUGUUUACAUUUCGACCGCUGUAUUUGUACGUGAGAACAUGCACAGGUAGAUUUAUUUUUCAUUGCAUUGAAUAAACUAUGUUUGA
This is a messenger RNA of Xyrauchen texanus (razorback sucker), 2154 nucleotides long. RefSeq names its product centriole, cilia and spindle-associated protein-like. Gene Ontology annotation, cellular component: cytoskeleton; ciliary transition zone; ciliary basal body. Gene Ontology annotation, molecular function: microtubule binding. Lineage: Eukaryota; Metazoa; Chordata; Actinopteri; Cypriniformes; Catostomidae. The record is from RefSeq and is a predicted model, not a curated record. The transcript has 4 exons. The coding region runs from base 253 to 1104 and encodes 283 amino acids. Gene Ontology annotation, biological process: regulation of mitotic spindle assembly.